Musca domestica (house fly) is the source of this 6309-nucleotide messenger RNA. It is a transcript of the gene mahj, whose product is annotated as protein mahjong. Gene Ontology annotation, cellular component: Cul4-RING E3 ubiquitin ligase complex; nucleus. NCBI's taxonomy places the organism in Eukaryota, Metazoa, Arthropoda, Insecta, Diptera, Muscidae. The transcript has 12 exons. Gene Ontology annotation, molecular function: protein binding. Gene Ontology annotation, biological process: protein ubiquitination. The coding region runs from base 623 to 5470 and encodes 1615 amino acids. The record is from RefSeq and is a predicted model, not a curated record.
CUACAAUCUAUUUCAUGAGAAUGCGAAAAAAAAGCGUGAGACGAAGCAAGCGAAUGGUAGAUUUUGCAAAAAAGAAAAAUAUUAUCCUUAAUUAUAAAAAGGAAGGUGUAAAAGGAAAGUUAAUACCGAAAACAACUAAAUAAAACGCGUACAAUUGUUGUAACAACAAAAGAGUGAUAACAAUUUGCGCUAAACAAGCAGGAACACGGUUUGCCAAUUGCAAUUUCUCGAAACGGCCCGAAACGCAACGAAAAGAAAAACGUGUUGGUAAAGAAACCAAGAAGAAGAAAUCGGUGGAAGUGCAAAAUAACAGGAGAACAAUUUGCAAUAUUUGUAAUUUUUCACAAUUUCGAUUAAGAAACGUGGAAGAAGUUGAUGGUUGGUGCAUGUGCCGCGUUCAGUGAAGCAUUGCCAAGAAAAACAGUGGAAUUUUUAGUGCGAGUGUUAGGUUAGAAACGAAUAAUCAUUUUUUAAUUGUGCGGUGUGCGGAAAAAGGGUAUCAAGCCUCAAUUAAAAAAAGAAAAAAAAAACGAAAGUGAGUGACUGACUGCCUGUGAGUGAAGACAACGGCGACAACAUCGCCUAGUGGCUGGCCUGUAUAACGGAAGAAACAACAACAAAAAUGACAAACAAUACAAUGGAACCCCAAGAAGUAGUAGCCGCGGGCGAGGGGGAUCAACAGCAACAACGCCAGGCAAAUACAAACAAUAACACAACAGAAAAUAAUGUACAGCCAACAGAAUCGCAGCAACCCCAGCCAGCACAACAGAUAGUUUCGGGGGAAGAACCUUUGGUAAAUGGAGAGCAGCAGCAGCAGCAACAGGCAAAUGAAAACAUGGAUGUAGAUCAGGGAGUACCGCAAGCACAAGCAGACGGCGAAAAUCCACCAGCUGUUAAUGGCAAUGAUGAAUCGCCAAAUGCCAAUGAAGCUGAGCAACAACCCGCCGCCAACGGUAAUGAUUCGGAUGCCGAUAAUGGUGAUGAGAAUGCUCCCGCAGCUGAACCCUUCUAUGGUUUCGAAGAAUCUGAACCCAACCUAGAGGAGAAGGAUAUGCCUCAGGUAUUGCAGUUUUGGGAAUCGAAACACACCCAACCUGGUUUUGAUCCAGUGCCAAUAUUGAAGAGAUUGGCUGAAAUUUUCGAAAAAGAAAAGGAAAUAUAUAUGCGCAAAGAUCCAGAUCCAUUCGAUGAACGUCAUCCGUAUCGUACAGAUCCCAGUUGUCAAUUUGGGUUUCUGUUAAAACAACUUUUUCGCAAGGAUAUUUUUAUGAAAAAGCUUGUCAAUGAUUAUCUACGCGAUAACUAUUUUACCCGCCAAAAUGUGGAAAAAAGUUCCUUUGAGCUGAAUAUUUUGGCAUUACGCCUGAUAUUGGGCAUUAUGCCAGGUCUGGAGACAUCGGCUGUAUUUCAAGUUGAAUUUGAUCAUUUAAUAAAUCGCAUCUAUGGCUGGGCAGAAGAUAGUUUUGAACCUUUGCAAAGUUAUGCCACUGGCCUGUUGGCUGCCGCCAUGGAAGUUACCGAUAUUGCUGUGACCUUUAGGGAAAUGAAUACACAACUUGUGCCGAAAAUGAUCAAGCGUUUGCAUAUGCUACAAGCUAUUUAUAAAACCAUCCUAAAAUCCAACAAUACAAAUGAUUCAAUCAACAUCUCAAUUGAAAGUGAAGCUGGUCUUAAUAAUUCAAGUACCGGUGUUGAACGUAUACUGCCCUCAUGGAUGGCCGAUUCGGCCCCACAAUCACCACAACGUUUAGAUGAUAGUACUGCAAGUGCACGUUGCCAAAAUAGCAGCACCUUGGAUACCUUUGUUAAUUCUUCCAAUCUAUCGACUUUGUUGGAAAAUAGCCGUGAUGCUUUUCCCACCGGCAGUGGUGGCCGUUACUAUAAAAAAAUGUAUAUACCCAUACAUCCACCAUCGGCCGAAACAAGUCAAAUGUUAAUUUUACGUUAUCUCACCACAAUGGGAGAAUAUCAGGAAUUUUUGGGUUUAAUUUUUGAACACAAUGCCAUGCAGCUGAUAUUUGGUUAUAUUGAAAAUUUAGAUCGUCGUGAUACCUGUCUGGCCUUUGAAGCUUUAAAGUAUUUGGCAUCGUUGCUGUGUCACAAGAAAUUUGCUUUGGAUUUUAUAACACAUGGUGGUUUGGAGCGCUUGCUGAAAGUUCCUCGUCCCAGUAUAGCUGCCACCGGUGUUUCCAUAACCCUUUACUAUUUGGCAUAUUCGGAAGAUGCCAUGGAGCGAAUUUGUACAAUGCCCAAACCUAUUAUAACGGAGUUGGUCAAAUAUGCUUUAUGGAUUCUGGGACAUUCGUAUGAUUCAGGCAAAUGCCAUGCCACCAUGUUCUUUGGUUUGAGCUUUCAGUUUAAGGCUAUGUUGGAUGAAUUUGAUGCCCAAGAUGGCCUAAGAAAACUGUACAAUGUGAUAUCAGUUUUGAAAAUCCUAAAUCCUUCCAAUAAUGAUGAUGAAAAUAACGAGCUCAACGAAGAUGUCGAAUGUGCCUCACGUCAAAUUGUACGCCAUGUAUGCGUGGCCCUGAAACGCUACAUGGAAUCACAUUUAUUCUAUAAAUAUAACAAUUUUAUGUGUCAACAAUUUCCAGUAUCAAGUGAAUAUAAUCGUAAUAUAACCAAGGCAACAAAAACAACAAUGGAACAGAUAAAUGAACAGAUACGUAAUUUACAAGAGAACACCUCGGUGAGGGCACAUUGGUCACCGGUGGAUCAACUAUUGAAGUUGGGUGGCAUAACGUUGCUAUUGAAGAUUAUAGCUUUUUCAUAUGAUUGGAAUAAUAGUGGACGUUCGGAAACGGUACGUUCCGCCUUGGAUGUCUUGUCCAUUUGUUGUGUUAUACCGCGGGUAUAUGCCACCUAUUGUGAUAUUUUGGAAUUGCCUUUAACUGUUACAACAUCGGGAAUUUAUUCGAUUUUGGGUGCAGCAGCUGGUGAUAUUGUACCUGAUGCAGAUGUGCAAAAGUCGGCAUUGGCAGUCCUGUGUAAUUGUGUGUGUUCGCCCAUAGCAAGGAAAGAACCAAGUACUUUGAUCAAAUGUUUCGGCUCAUCGCGAAAGGCAAAACACAACAACAAAUACAGUGAGGAACUUGUGGAAAAAGUUUGGGAAUCGGUUUGUUCCAACAACGGCAUUAUUGUAUUACUCUCGUUAAUGCAAAUAAAAACUCCCAUAACUGAUGCUGAUUGCAUACGUGGCAUGGCCUGUCGUGCUUUAGCUGGUCUGGCAAGAUGGGAACGAGUUAAACAAAUCAUUGGCAAACUACCACUCUUUGCCAGUGGUCAGAUACAGACUCUAAUGCGUGAUCCCAUACUUCAAGAGAAACGUACAGAACACGUCAUUUUCCAGAAAUAUGCCCUUGAGCUAUUGGAACAAGUUUCCGGCAAAGCAAAACCGUUUAGCCAUCAAUUGGAUCCUUCGCUGGCCAAUAUCCAUAAGGCAAAUGUCAUUGCCCAAACAAAGAUUCAAUAUAACGAACAUCAGCUCUAUCAAUUGAUAUAUGACCAUUUGGAAUCUAAAGGUCUAACACAGACUGCGGCCAUGUUACAAAAAGAAGCCAACAUACAGUUGCCAUCGACCACCAUGAAGAGUUUCCACCAAUCUCCGUUCGAUUACAAAGUAAUGCCGACAAGUUCAAUUGCACGAAAUCGUUUGAGAUCCCGUAUGCAAGAUGUCAAUCAGGCUAUUAACAGUGCCACAGGGACGGGUGGCAACAAUACAAAUUCAACAACAGCCACAUCAAAUUGCGUAACUUCAUCCACAAACUGUACGGCCAGUGGCAAGGAUGCACUAAACGACAGCUUUUCCGAAGAUCAAUCAAUGACCACAGUCACCCCCAUCAAACUUGUGAAAAAGACUGAAAAAGUGGCACCCAGUUUAACAGGGACAUCUGCCAGCAACUUAAACAGCGCAAGUUCAUCUGCCAAAUCAUUGCAAAAACAAAUUUCAGUAGUUGAUCCCCACAGUAUGGUAAUGGAUAUAAGUUCACCGCCACAAUUCUCCAACAAUGUUACUCUGAGCACAAUUGUUACCGAAUAUCUUACCAAUCAACAUGCUCUUUGUAAUAACCCCAUGACAACAUGUCCACAAUUUGAUUUGCUGACACCACACAAGUGUCCAGAUCCCAAACCCAAUCGUAUAUUGGGUGAUAAUUUAAAUGUGGCAACACGUUUCUUCCGCUCACAAGAUGGUUACAAUACAAGAAGAUUAAAUCGUCGUUUUAUUCAUUCACAUUUCGCACCAUGGAAGACAAUACGUUCGAAUGAUUAUAAUGAUGUGAUAUUUUCCUCAUGUCACAUUGUACCCAAUUCGGAUAUACUGCUCGCUGGAACACAUCAGGGUGAUGCCAAGGUCUACAACAUGAAUCAUGGUACAGAAUUGUUUUCGGCCCGUUGUCAUAGCUAUAUAAUUGAUUCGAUUCUGUCGAAUCGUACGGGAGAUUUGGUAUUGACAUCUGUGUCAUGGCGCAGUCCUUUGAGUGUUUUGUGGGCUGUUAAGGAUAAUGAUUUCAUUUCGAAAAUAGAAUUUGUCGAUGAGUUUUAUUGUGAAUUUAGUAAACUAUCUCAGGAUAAAGUUAUUGGCACGCUAAUGGAUGCCUGCACUAUUUAUGACAUUGGAACGGGUCAAAAGAUUUCCACCUUUACUCCCACAUUGGGCAAUCAGUACACAAAGAAUCGUGCUACCUUCUGUCCCACCGAUGAACUGGUUUUAUCAAGUGGCGUUUUAUGGGAUGUACGUUCCGGCAAAGAAAUACACAAAUUCGAUAAAUUGAAUCAGUCCUUAUCUGGUGUUUUCCAUCCAAAUGGUUUAGAGAUCAUUUCCAAUACCGAAGUCUGGGAUUUGCGAACAUUCCAUUUACUGCAAACCGUACCCGUAUUGGAUCAAUGCCUCAUUAAAUUUUCGCCGCUGAAUGUUAUGUACGGCAUACGACUGGAAAUGGAAAAUCGUUCCGAUUUUGAUGAUACAACAAGCUAUGAUACGAGUUUUAAGGUGCUGGAUGCCUAUGAUUAUACAUCGAUUGCAACUAUAGAUGCCAAACGUAGUCUGUUCGAUUUGAGCGUUAGCGGCAAUGGUAGCCUGAUAGCAUUGGUCGAGGAUCAGCCAUCGUACGAAUCGAAACCGGAGACAUUUGUGAAAAUCUAUUGUGUCGGCAUGAAGAAAACCGAACAGGACGAAGAGGAAGAUGAAGAGGAGUGUGAGUCCGAUGAGGACAAUUCCGAUAGUGAUGACUCAAACAAUGUGUUUGAUAUUAUUCCUGAUGAACGUGGUGGCCGUAGACGCCGUGCCAACAAUGCUGAUGCGGAUGAUGAUGAUCAGGACGAUGAUGAUGAUGACGACGACGAUGAUGACCAGGAUGAUGAUGAUGACGACGACGAUAGCGAUGAUGACGAUGACGACGACGAUGAUGAUGAUGACGACGAUGAGGGUUGGAUGGACAUCAUGCAAGUCGAUGAUCUUGCAUUUUAUUAGUCGUCAAAUUAUGUCACAUGUUCCACAUCAUGCUGCCUGUCUACUGUCCUGUACAUCCCAUCAAAAGUGUAAAAGCCUUGCAGAGUCUCCUUCAUCCUACUUUAUGGUCUCUCAAGCGAGAACUGUUCCUGCCAAUUGUUUUUGUUGUUCUCUGAUGAUGAAAAUGAAAGGCCCAACGAUUGUUAUUGUGAGCAUGCCCUAUGUGCUUGAAAGAAUUUCAACCAUUUCUUUGCAUAAACUGUUUGUCUUUCUCAAACGUUGUUUUCUCCAAUGAACGACUACAGUCAACAUUUCUAUAAAAACAAAAUAUCGAUAGAUUUUCUUUAGUUUCCUUUUUUUUAAAUUUAGUUUUAAGUUAUAUUGCUAGAUGUUUAUUAUUCUAAUGUUCUUUAUUUUUUUGUAAUGCAUUAAAAUUCUGUGUAAAAUAUUUUUUUUUUUGCAUUUUUGUAUUAGAAACGAAUCAGUUUUUUUUUUCACCUAAACUAUUUUUAUUAUGAUUUCUCAGUUGCUUUUUUUUACAAAUAAAUUUUGCCAAGAAACUUCUGAUUUAAUUUGUGAUUCAUUUUCGUUGGAGUACUUACCUUCGUCUCCAAUGCAAUGGAAUUGUUCAAAAUAACAACAAAAGAAAAACAAAUAUUUUGUCUAACAAAAGCAAAACUACUACAAAAACAAAAUCAAUAUCAAUUACCAAUCGUAUAUAUGUAUGUAAUUUACUAAUUUAGUAGGUAUAUAUUUAAAAAUAACACAAAAACGAAACAAAAAAAUUAUAAGAAAUUGUAUAACAAUUUACUUGCAUUUUUAUAAAAAAAGAAAGAAAGAAAAAAAAAAAUACGAAUCUA